Messenger RNA from Clupea harengus (Atlantic herring), 1827 nucleotides. RefSeq names its product tubulin alpha-1C chain-like. The record is from RefSeq and is a predicted model, not a curated record. Gene Ontology annotation, biological process: microtubule-based process. Gene Ontology annotation, cellular component: microtubule. Gene Ontology annotation, molecular function: structural constituent of cytoskeleton; GTP binding. NCBI's taxonomy places the organism in Eukaryota, Metazoa, Chordata, Actinopteri, Clupeiformes, Clupeidae.
GCCUAUAAAAGAGUCUGGGUCGACUCAUAGACAGACACUCUUACUUUCAUCCCGAACCUUUGAUAUCGGAUUGGAAAGGAAGGCCUGAAUUGAAACAUGCGUGAGUGCAUCUCUGUUCACGUCGGACAAGCUGGCACCCAGAUUGGCAAUGCAUGCUGGGAGCUGUACUGUCUGGAGCACGGGAUCCAGCCGGACGGCCAGGUGUCCAGUGACAGGGUCCCUGGCGGAGGAGACGACUCCUUCAAUACCUUCUUCUGCGAGACGGGAUCAGGGAAGCACGUGCCUCGGGCCAUCUUUGUGGACCUGGAGCCCACUGUGAUUGAUGAGGUGCGGACAGGCGCCUAUCGCCAGCUCUUCCACCCGGAGCAGCUCAUCACUGGAAAGGAGGAUGCUGCCAACAACUACGCCCGUGGACACUACACCGUCGGCAAGGAGGUCAUCGAUUUAGUGCUGGACCGCAUCCGCAAACUGUCUGACCAGUGCACUGGUCUUCAGGGCUUCCUGGUGUUCCACAGCUUUGGUGGAGGCACUGGAUCUGGAUUCACCUCCUUGUUAAUGGAGCGUCUCUCUGUAGACUACGGAAAGAAGUCCAAGCUGGAGUUUGCUGUUUAUCCAGCUCCCCAGGUGUCCACUGCAGUGGUGGAGCCCUACAACUCCAUCCUGACCACCCACACCACCCUGGAGCACUCCGACUGUGCCUUCAUGGUGGACAAUGAAGCCAUCUACGACAUCUGCCGAAGGAAUCUAGACAUUGAGCGCCCAUCCUACACCAAUCUCAACCGUCUAAUUAGCCAAAUCGUGUCCUCCAUAACAGCCUCCCUCAGGUUUGAUGGAGCCCUGAAUGUGGAUCUGACGGAGUUCCAGACCAAUUUGGUGCCCUACCCUCGUAUCCACUUCCCCCUAGCCACCUAUGCUCCAGUCAUCUCUGCUGAGAAGGCUUACCAUGAGCAGCUGUCUGUGGCUGAGAUCACAAACUCCUGCUUCGAGCCUCAAAACCAGAUGGUGAAGUGUGACCCUCGUCAUGGUAAAUACAUGGCCUGCUGUCUUCUUUACCGUGGUGAUGUGGUUCCCAAAGAUGUAAAUUCUGCUAUUGCCGCUAUCAAAACCAAGCGCAGCAUCCAGUUUGUGGACUGGUGCCCCACUGGCUUCAAGGUGGGCAUCAACUACCAGCCCCCCACUGUGGUGCCUGGUGGAGACCUGGCCAAGGUGCAGAGGGCCGUGUGUAUGCUGAGCAACACCACCGCCAUCGCUGAGGCCUGGGCCCGUCUGGACCACAAGUUUGACCUGAUGUACGCCAAGAGGGCCUUCGUGCACUGGUACGUGGGGGAGGGCAUGGAGGAGGGAGAGUUUUCCGAGGCCAGAGAAGACAUGGCCGCCCUGGAGAAGGAUUAUGAGGAGGUGGGCACAGACAGCACAGAGGAUGAUGAUGAGGACGGCGAUGAAUACUAAGUGUGUACUGCAAAGAUUAUCACCUUCUGUCAGUCAAUGGUUAGCUAAACUGGAUGUAUUUGAGUUGUUGUUUGUAUACAGAAACAACGCUGUACUGAACGCAUACUUCAAGUUGUUAUUUUGGGGUUGGGGGAAAAUGAAUUUAUUCAAUUUGUAGAAAUAAAACAAAGCAAGAAGAAAGUAAAAAAAAAUACAGUUCAUUCUUUUAGAUGAACUAGUUGCGCAUAUUGCUUGUGUGAAUACAUUUUUCAUUACAUCUGUUGGUGUUCUGACUUGCCAAAGCACUAGAUGUGCCCUACAUUUCUGCCUGUAAUGCUUCAUUGAAACUGAACCACUACAUUUAAAUGAGUGAAAAAUAAAGAUCUUUGAGAGCCCCAA